Neurospora tetraspora is the source of this 1776-nucleotide messenger RNA. RefSeq names its product Clavaminate synthase-like protein. The transcript has 2 exons. Lineage: Eukaryota; Fungi; Ascomycota; Sordariomycetes; Sordariales; Sordariaceae. Bases 127 to 1692 code for a protein of 521 amino acids. Gene Ontology annotation, cellular component: nucleus. Gene Ontology annotation, molecular function: cis-regulatory region sequence-specific DNA binding; protein binding. The record is from RefSeq and is a predicted model, not a curated record.
CAGCAACCCGGUGUAGCCCUAUUCCGAUUCGGCGGUUGGCUGCAACAGUUGGAGGAUACCUUGUUACGCUGUUCAACAUCAUAUGACAGACAGACAGAACCGGCAACUCCCAGAAAUUUUCACACGAUGUUUCUCUCAACGGACCAACAACAAAAGCCUGACGACCUCAUCUUUGAGGCAAAUGGAAAUGGGAGUCACAGAGUGACUGAUGAGGAUGAUGCUACCACAGCUGUGGAGUCAUCUGUUCCAACACACCCUCUUGGGAUCAAGCCUCUAGGCAACAAGUACUUCCACACUGGCAACGAUGCCCGGGUCAGUUUGGGUGACCUGCAAGUCUUGCCCGAUGAGAUGCUUGCCCAACUCUUUGAGUAUCUGGAUAAGCGUACCUUGAGGCUUCUCGGCUAUGCCUGCAAAUUUCUCUACGCUCAUUGCAGCUACGACGACCUCUGGAAAACCAUCUUCUUAGAGUCUGAAUUCAAAGACAAGUCCUCUUUCCAAUGGCAGGGCUCCUGGAGGGCAACCGUUCUCGGCCUCUCACCCGAGAAGCGCAUCAAGAUCGACUGCAGCAACGUUUUCUCUGAUGUCUUGCAUCGUCCGUUUGUCUGCAGUCACAUCUCGUUGCCCAAGUACACGAGAAACAUCCCGCCAGCGAACAAGAUCCCUAGUCUUGACGACCUGACGUACGAGGAGUUUGCAGAGAAAUGGAGCAAGAAGCCAUUUAUCCUUACCAGGUGUAUUCAGUCGUGGCCGGUCCUCAAGUCCUGGAAUAUGGAGACACUACAUAAAAUGUACUCGGAUGUGGUCUUCAGAGCUGAGGCGGUGGACUGGUCCUUCGACACGUACUACCAGUACAUGAUGGACAGCCACGACGAAAGCCCCCUUUACUUAUUCGACAAGAAGUUCGCCGAAAAGAUGAAAAUCGAGGUCGGCAAGACCAAGGAUGCCGCUUACUGGAACCCAGACUGCUUUGGAAAGGAUCUCUUCGAGCUACUCGGUGCUGAGCGGCCGGCGCAUCGCUGGAUGAUUAUCGGGCCUGAGCGGAGCGGCUCUACCUUCCACAAGGACCCGAACGCUACAAGCGCCUGGAAUGCGGUCAUUCAGGGAGUCAAGUACUGGAUCAUGUUCCCGCCAUCAGCCCAGGUCCCCGGCGUCUAUGUUUCCGAGGACCAGAGCGAAGUCACCAGUCCUCUCAGUAUUGCGGAGUGGCUCCUCGAGUUUCACGCAGAGGCCCGGAGACUGCCCGAAUGCAGAGAGGGCAUUUGCCACGCAGGCGAGAUCCUUCACGUCCCCAGUGGCUGGUGGCAUUUGGUGGUGAACAUUGAGCCCGGCAUCGCUCUCACUCAGAACUUUGUGCCAAAGGCACACCUGUCGGGUGUGUUGUCGUUCUUGAAGUACAAGGCCGACCAGAUUUCGGGAUUCAAGAAAGAGGUCGAGGACCCGUACACGCUCUUUGUUGAGCGCUUAAGGGUCGAGUAUCCUGAGCUCUUGGAGGAGGCUGUGAAGCAGAUGGAGGAGAAACAGGGAACUAAGAAAAGGAGAUGGGAUCAAGUGGUCGGUCAUGACAGUGCCGAGGGUGGACCAGAGCAGAAGAAGGGCGGAGGUUUUUCCUUUGCCUUUGGCUUCGGCGACGAUAUCGACGAGGAGGAUGAAAUCCCCGAGAUUACCGGGACCGAUGAAAUGGACAUCUGCUGACUCUUAUAACCAGAUGGAUGGCAUCACAUUGGUAUGCGUGUAACUACGUACGUACCUAAAAGCAUACCGUCUAGACAUCAUAUA